Molecule: messenger RNA, 2582 nt
Organism: Sebastes umbrosus (honeycomb rockfish)
Lineage: Eukaryota; Metazoa; Chordata; Actinopteri; Perciformes; Sebastidae
Gene: pla2g3
Product: phospholipase A2 group III
Exons: 7
Coding region: 173-1897 (574 amino acids)
Biological process (GO): arachidonate secretion; phospholipid metabolic process
Molecular function (GO): A2-type glycerophospholipase activity
Source: RefSeq, a predicted model, not a curated record
GGAGUGAUGUUUGACUGAACCGACAGGUCACGUGAUUCCAGCUCAUUUGGAUGUUGUGUUUAUUUUACCCCCCCCCUUCUCAUUUAAAGCCGACCUGCGGUCUGUCAAACGGUCUCAUAAAGUCCUCAGUCAGUGGACGCAUCAUUCAGCUGCUGUUCUCCAACGCUCCACCAUGACGCACCUCUCUCUCCUCCUCUGUGCCAUGUUCACCUCCUCUCUGCUGCUGCUGCUGCUGAACCGGACUGCUUCUGCAGAAACCUCGGUCCUCUCCGUCCUCUGCUCCUGGACUAAAGUUCUGCCUAAUGGAGAAGUGCACCUCAGCUUUGUGCGCCAGUCCUCUCCAUCUCCAUCUCCAUCUCCAUCUCCAUCUGUGCGCCUCUACCACAGCGCCUGGUCCUCUGCCAGUCUGCUCAGCUGCUCAUGGAGCGACGACGCGGCGGUGAUCCACAACUAUCUGUCUCUGUGCCGGGAGCAAACGCACCACUUCUCCUCCGAUCACCCUUUAAAUGGAAACCUGGAUGUGGAGUCCAUGUUGGAGGCAGAGGAGCUGUGCGUCUCUGUGGCCUCUCCAGAGGAGAAGACACCGGUGAGGAGCGUUCAGGCUGAAGGUCAAGCUGAGAGGUCAGAGGUCAAGAGGAGCCAUCGGCGUGUAAAGCGAGGUUUCAUCGUGCCAGGGACUCUGUGGUGCGGAUCUGGCAACAAGGCGCCAUCAUAUGAAGAUCUGGGCGUGUUUUCAGACACCGACAGCUGCUGCCGUGAACACGACCAGUGCAAAGACACCAUCCUGUCCUUUCACUCCGGGUUCGGUGUCUUCAACAGCAACAUCUUCACCAUGUCUCACUGUGACUGUGACAACAAGUUUCACCGUUGUCUGAUGGAGGCCAACGACAGCAUCUCUGGCGUGGUGGGAUACACCUUCUUUAACCUGCUGAGUAUGCACUGCUUCGAGUUCUCCCACCGACUCCAGUGUACUGAGAGGAACUGGUUUGGCAUGUGUAAAGAGACUAAACUGGCGCUCUAUGCUGAGGUGCACCCGCCCACGCUGUUCGACGCUCCCAACCCAACAGAGGUCAGCUCCAUCAUCAACACCACCAGCGUACCCACAGAGCUGCUGGGGAGCAACACGUCAGACUCCAUCACUGCUGCAGCAUCCACCGUCCCCACACCUUCAACCAGCUCCCCCUCAGCCUCCAUCACAUCCGUUACCAACGUUACCAACGUUACCAACGUUAUCAACGUUACCAACGUUACCAACGUUACCAACGUUACCAACGUUACCAACGUUACCGCCUCCACAUCAGAGGCACCCGCAGGACCAGCACCUGGGAGGAGAGAUGACCUAGAGAACACCUUACCCGUCAAAAAACAACCUCUGUCUGAGCUGGACGUCACAGAGAAUCAGCUGUCAUGUGCCGUCUACAAGGAUCUGGACGAGUGCAAGGACAAGAUCCUUCCCCAGCAGAAGAGAUAUGGUCUCCACAACCCAGAGAGCACGAUGCUGUACCACUGCAACUGUACCAGCAGAUUAUUCCAGACUUUGGCUAAACAGAGACAGCUGACCGAAGUGCACACUCUUCUGCUGGGACGGGUGUCUCAGUCCUGCUUCCUGCCUCAGGACUGCACAGCAGGCAACAUCUGUACAGCGGUUCUGGUGCGAGCAGAGUUCCCUCAGCUGGAACAGAGGAGCCGAGCCGACGUGGAGGAGCGUCGCCAUCUACAGGCCGUCACGCUGAAGGUCAGGAGGCCAAACCUGAAGAGAGCCAAGAGGAAAGACAGAGCUGUCAGGCUCCACAAACUGUGUCUCAGGAUGCUCCGGCGACCCAAACUCAACCAGAACAGAACCAGAACAACCGCUCAGCGGCCGACCAUCAGAGGAAGAGAGAACUCGUCUGAGUGAGAAGAUCAUGAAGCGUUCAAUACUAAAUAAGACUUUAUUUUCAUUUUCAUUUCAUUCCAGCACUUUUUUAAAAUCACAUUUCCCUUCAUCAAAAAAAAGGAAAUAUUCAUCAAUAUGUUUAAAACAAAGUUUAUAUUCAGUAGUGGGAGUAUAAAUACAGCUCACAGUGUGACAAUCAGACUGACCUUUGACCUCCAAAGUCUGCUUUGAUCUCACAACAUCCCUUUUCCUGAUGCACGUUUUACAUCAUAAAACAUAAAACCAGACUCCGCUGUUUAAAGCCCUUUAAGUCACUGUAUUCAGUGUAUUUGUGUAUAUUUGUACUGUGUUGUAUGAACUGUAGAUAGAUGCUAAUUAUGUUAUUCACUCAGCUAAGUAAGAAAAAACAAUCAUGUAAAUAUCUGUACAUAUGAUGAAAUACUUAGUUUAUGAUGUGUGACUGAUUAUUACAUUUAAAGGAAUAGUUUGUCAUUUUGACUGUAGCUUCAUAUUUCACUAACAAAUACGAGAGUAUCAACUAAGAAGUGAAUAUAUCUCCUGAAAUGUUGAACUAUUUAUAUUAAAUGUAAAGAGUUUUAAACAUUACUAUUUGCUUCCUGCCAUUUAGACAUUAAAUGUCACAUGUUGUUAAUAAUGUAUUGUUUUGUUGCUGUUUGUUUGACCUAGUAAACGUUUAAAAACAUGA